CUUCCGGUUCGGCGCGCGGCGCCCGCUGGGGGGGGGAGCGGCGGCGCGAUGGAGUUCCCCGGAGGCAGCGACAAUUACCUGGCCAUCACUGGCACCUCCCACCCCUUCCUGAGCGGGGCUGAGACAUUCCACACCCCCAGCCUCGGCGACGAGGAGUUUGAGAUCCCGCCCAUCCCGCUGGACACCGACCCCUCCCUGGCCGUGGUCGGGACCUUCGAGGAGCUGGGGGAGCCGGGGGGGCCGGGGGGCGAGCAGCCCUUUGGGACAGCGACCUACAGUGGGCUGGAGCUGCCUGUUGGGGGGCUACUGAACAUGGGGAAUCUACAAUGGGCUAGUGAGUGUGGGAAUGGGCUAGUGAACAUCCCUGGGGGGCCGGGGGGCGAGCAGCCCUUUGGGACAGCGAGUUACACUGGGCUGGAGCUGCCUGUUGGGGGGCUACUGAACAUGGAGCUGGAAUCUCAGUUCGCCCCCUCGGCCCCGGUGACCAUCGAGGUUCCAUUGGGGGCUCUGAGCGGGGUCAGGGGUCACAGCUCCCUCACCACCAUCGACCAAUCGGAGCUGAGCUCGCAGCUGGGGCUGGGCCUGGGCUCGGCCCCGCCCCCCGGGCCUGGCCCCGCCCCCUCGGCGCAGGCCCCGCCCAGCCCCGAGCGCGCGCUGGGCUCGCCCGGCCCCUCCCCCGGGGAGUCCCUGCACGAGGAGGAGAUGGACGACUUCAGGAGGGUGACCGUGCCCCCCACCCCUCCCCCAGACCCCCCCAGGCGCCCCAAGCCCCCCAAAAAAGCCAAGAAGAAGAAGGACCCCAACGAGCCGCAGAAGCCGGUGUCGGCCUACGCGCUCUUCUUCCGCGACACCCAGGCGGCCAUCAAGGGGCAGAACCCCAACGCCACCUUCGGGGAGGUGUCCAAGAUCGUGGCCUCCAUGUGGGACUCCCUGGGGGAGGAGCAGAAACAGGUGUACAAACGCAAGACAGAGGCGGCCAAGAAGGAAUACCUGAAAGCUCUCACAGCCUACAAAGCCACUCUGACCUCCUCGGACCCCCCAGACCCCGACCCCUCCCCCCCACCCCCCCCGCCCAGCGCCGCCCCUCCCCCAGCGCAGGACGGGGACGCGGCGGGGGACAUCGUGGUGCCCGAGGUGGAGUCCCCCCCCCAUGUGGAGCUGGUGGCCGAGUCCCCUCCCCCCGCCCCCGCCCCGCCCGCGUCCCCCCCGCGCUGCGUCCGCGCCGGCUGCGCCAACGCCCCGGUGGCCAGCGGGGACUGGGACGAGGAGUUCUGCAGCAGCGAGUGCCUGGUGCGCCACUGCCGGGACGUGUUCCUGGCCUGGCUCGCCGCCCGCGGCUCCGGCGUCGUUUUGUCAAGUGAGGAUCCCGAAUUUGGGGAAUUUUGGGACAUUUUGGACAUUUUGGGGCAUUUUGGGACAAUUUGGGGACUUUUGGGGUGGGGGGAAUUAAAGAAUUCCUGCAGAACAAACAAAAAUUAA
Molecule: messenger RNA, 1479 nt
Organism: Catharus ustulatus (Swainson's thrush)
Lineage: Eukaryota; Metazoa; Chordata; Aves; Passeriformes; Turdidae
Gene: TOX4
Product: TOX high mobility group box family member 4
Exons: 13
Coding region: 49-1479 (476 amino acids)
Biological process (GO): regulation of transcription by RNA polymerase II
Cellular component (GO): nucleus
Molecular function (GO): chromatin DNA binding
Source: RefSeq, a predicted model, not a curated record